CAGUUCAUCACUGGUACCCCUCGCUUGCGGACUGAGAGUCCAGCCUCUUUGCACCAGGAUUGAUGCCUCUGGUGGCUUUUUGGUGAGUGGGACGCGACAGGACAGCAGGACAUCAGCUUUGGCCUAUGGGAAUACUCAACUUCUCACCAUAAGAGAGAAAUCACACAAUAAUCAGAUUUGAAAUAAAGGGAUUAACCGUACCAACGCCUCCAAAGAAACCAGAUUUCUCUGCUCUUCUCCACGGGCGUAGCCUUGUCCCAAGAUUUUAUAGGCAACCAUGUCCAGGAGAAAGGUGAGAGGCCUGACCCGUACGGGUCGUCAGGUCAGCGAGGACCCAGACCUGGACAACCUGCUGUCCACCCUCUCCCCUGAGGAGAUGGAGGAGCUGGAGAAAGACAUGAUGAAAGUGCCAGACCUCAAGCCAGAGGAUGGGAAGAUCCUUGUCGCAGGGGAGAGCCAAGCUGCGCAGCCACCUACGAGCAACAAUGUCCAGGACGCUAAACUGGACAGCAGACGAGAGAGUGACCGUAAAGGGAGGCUCAGCGAGAGGGAACAGUCAUUUGAGGGUGAGACUAAGAAGGAAAGCCGGAAGCAGGAAUACCUGAGGAAGAUGGGCCUGAGCCAGGAGGGGAACGACGACGUGACAGUCGGAUUACGAAGACAAGGUAGUAUCUCAAAUGAAAAAGAUACUAAGGUGGCCGACAGACACAGCAAAGGUCCUGAAAGUUUGAGAGAGGAGCGGAGUCGGCUUUCAAGCAGAUUCAGGAACCAGGAGAGCAGAGAGAGUGACGUGAAAGAGAAGACCAAGGAGAAACUUGAGGACAAUAAGAUAAGAGACAGAAGAGAAAACAGAGAGAGCACAGGCAGCAAAACAAAGGAUAUGAUCUCCAAGUUACAGGAAAAGAAGGACGACAGCAAAGACAGGAAAGACGACAGCAGGAGAAGAGAUGAAGGCAAAACCAAAGACAUUAUCUCAAAGCUACGUGAAAAACAAGAGAAGGAUGUGAGCAAGGAAAAGGAGAGAAAAUCUGAGAGUUUCAGGACGCAAGGGCUUGUCUCUAAGAUGCUGGAGAAACAGAGCAAGGCACAAGAAAGCCCGGCUCCGGAGAGUAAAUCUGAAGAGAAGAAGCCUAAAACAGAGGAGAAAAAAGCUGAAGAUAAAAAGCCUGAUGUCAAACUUGAGCGACAAUCAUCAGUGAGGGGUGAGGUGCAGGUGAAACACGACAAGGCGGAGAAGAGAACAGAUAGAGAGGAGCUGGUGAAUCAUAGUGACCACGUGAAGGAGAAGGAGAAGAAAGUCGAGGACAGAAAGGAAAAAGAGGAGAGUAAAGGAAAAGUUAAAAAACCUGAGGAAACUGAGAAACUUGGCAACUGUGUGGCCAAAAACACCCCAAACAGCAAGGCGAAAGAGGAAGAGGAGGAGGACGAAGACUCAAGCAUGUUUGAUGAGCUGAUGGAGCAGGUUCGCAGCAAUGACCCUUCCCUCACUGAGCUCAACGUCAACAACUCAGAGGUCAUCAAGAUCAAAACGCUCAUAGAGUUUGCGGAGGCUUUGCACAAGAACACCAACAUUAAGAAGUUUGCCUUGGCUAACUGCCGUGCGGACGACCACGUAGCUUACGCCAUCGCAGGCAUGCUUCGCAACAACAAGACUCUCACUAGCCUCAACAUAGACUCCAACCAUCUCACUGGCAAAGGCAUCCUGGCUCUGAUCCAGGCGCUGCCACACAACUCCACACUGACUGAGCUUCGCUUUCAAAACCAGCGUCACAUCUGCGGCGGGAAGACGGAGAUGGAAAUGACCAAGAUCCUGAAAGAGAACACAACCCUGCUCAAACUGGGCUACCACUUUGAGUUAGCCGGACCCAGGAUGACUACGACAAACAUACUGAGUCGCAACAUGGACCGACAGAGGCAGAAGCGCCUGCAGGAGCAGAAGCUGGCCCAGGCCAACGGGGAGAAGAAGGAGACGCUGGAGGUACCCAAAGUGGGUGGCGGAGGAUCUCUCAGAGGCUCGCCCAAAGCUUCCCCUAAACCUUCCCCCAUACCGUCACCUAUGCCAUCACCAAAGCUGACGCCUAAAAGAGGAGCUGGAGGUCCACCACCACCUCCGCCUCCUCCUGGGGGUGGACCUCCACCUCCUCCGCCUCCCAUGCUGGAUGUAGACGCCCUGAAGAACUCUCUGACCCCGGUUUCGCAGAGGAAGCUGGAUGGGAAAGGCCCAGCCGGUAGUAAGAACUCAAGGGACCAACUGCUUGCCUCGAUCAGAGGAAGCGACAAGAAACAACUCAAGAAGGUACGUAAGAUUGUUUUACGUAUCGGUUUGCUCACCCAAUACAUAUCCUCACAUACUUUUACUUUUCACGCAGGUGCCGGUGCCAAAGUGGUUGCAGUAAAUUUUCCUGUUGGAAUAUGACGUGAUAAAGAAGACAAAGGGACAUUUCACCACAGGUUGUCAAGGAGACAAACUGUCCCUCGGAUGCAGUCGGAGAACUGCGCUGUGGGACGGACGGAGAAAGUGAAACGUGAGACCGGUUGGAUGACUAGCCCUCACUAUGAGUUCUCCCCUCAAACACUGGACCAAAAGGACUCUGUGGAGAAUGAGUGAUGCGGGGCUCUCUAUUAGCCGACCGCGGAGAGUGCCAUGAGUUUUGUGAUUGUUUGUCUUCAGUACAUAUUGACGCUUUUUGCACUAGAUAACAUGAAGCCGAUCAUAUAACAUGUCGUGUAUGCAUCUGAAUGUGAGCGUGGUGGGAGUGUGAGCUUAUUAAUAAGAAGAUAUUCAAAUAACUCUUUAUAAAACUCUAAUAUACAAAAAAAAGUUUAUCAGUGAUAUAGUGGACAUUAAUUUGACCAUUUAUUUAUUUGUGGAGAGGGAAUCCACCUUAUACUUGUAAAUCUGCUCAAACUGGGAAUUCUGAAAUGGCGGAAAUAUCAGGGAAUUAACAAACAUGGCGGCCUGACUUAAAAAAAAAAACAUCUGGGUAAGAGAAAAAAAAAGGUCAAGGUGGUCUUUGAUUGUGUGUCUCUCAUUGCCAAAUCUCAAGACAUCUCAGGCAGGGUUUAAUGGAUUGGAAAGUGGCCCAGUGGAAUCCUGGUGCAUGACGAAAGAGUCUUCGCAUGGAAAUAAUUACAUAAUGCAUUUUUAUCAGGAAGUGCAAACGGCUGUCCUUCAGUAUCUGAUGUUAUAUUGUGUACAGAAUCAUUCUAGCCUGCGUGUUUGGAUACCUUACAUAACUUGUAAUGUAAUACAUCCACACGUCUUAACCUUAAGGGGAUUUGUUAAAAACCAUUACUGGCUUGUAUCAACCCUCCUGUUGAUUUAUGCCACACUUUGAAGUGAAUGUCAUUUCUAAAGGAGUUCAAUGUGAUGAACAAGAAAAAUCACGAGGGGCACUCGUAUGUGUGCUGAAGGAUUCUCUGUGAUAUCUGAUUACACAUGCCUUUCUUACAGAGCCUGUAUGUCUUCAAUAAAAGAUUCUGGUAUGUUUGCAAUGACACAUCACAAGUGUAAUGUUAUGCCUGGCUGAUAUCAUUAAGGAGAAUAUGUACUAUACAUGUAAAGUGACUUUUGCGAUAUUUUUCAGUAUGAUAAAUCAAGGUAUGUAAUAUAUAA
Molecule: messenger RNA, 3616 nt
Organism: Epinephelus lanceolatus (giant grouper)
Lineage: Eukaryota; Metazoa; Chordata; Actinopteri; Perciformes; Serranidae
Source: RefSeq, a predicted model, not a curated record